Molecule: messenger RNA, 3171 nt
Organism: Oncorhynchus tshawytscha (Chinook salmon)
Lineage: Eukaryota; Metazoa; Chordata; Actinopteri; Salmoniformes; Salmonidae
Product: set1/Ash2 histone methyltransferase complex subunit ASH2
Exons: 17
Coding region: 65-1849 (594 amino acids)
Cellular component (GO): Set1C/COMPASS complex
Molecular function (GO): protein binding; transcription cis-regulatory region binding
Source: RefSeq, a predicted model, not a curated record
CUAGAUCAGCGCUCUGCGUCUAACAAAACGUCUCGCGAGAUGUCAUAUUUUAUUGAUUUGAAACAUGGCGUCGGAAGGAGAGGCGGCCAAUGCUUCUGUUGUUGAACCAGAGACCGGGGACGGUGAUGCUGGAUUUGGGGACUUGACAGGCAACCUGGAGACUGAGUCAUCGAAUGGCAAAGAGGCCAUGGAUCCGGGUAGUGAGGGUUUGGAGGCAGCUGACACCCAGACAGGUUCUGGGGACGAGGAGAGCGGCAGGCACCAGGGAGAGGUGGAGCUGCAGUGUGCUCUCUGUAUGAAGUGGUUCACCGCUGACACCUUCAGCAUUGACACCGCGACGUGUCUGCCUUUCAUGACCAACUAUGUUUUCCAUUGUAACGUGUGUCAUCACAGUGGCAACACCUACUUCCUCCGGAAACAAGCCAACCUGAAGGAGAUGUGUCUGACUGCUCUGGCUAACCUCACAUGGAGCUCCAGGACUCAGGAGGAGCACCCCAAGACUAUGUUCUCCAAAGACAAGGACAUCAUCCCGUUCAUUGAUAAGUAUUGGGAGUGUAUGACCACCCGACAGAGACCUGGAAAACUUACAUGGCCCAACAACCUAGUCAAGACCAUGAGUAAAGAGCGGGAUGUGUUCUUGGUGAAGGAGCACCCAGACCCAGGCAGUAAGGACCCAGAGGAGGACUACCCCAAGUUUGGCCUGCUGGACCAGGACCUGGGCAACAUUGGACCGUCUUACGACAACCAGAAACAGACCACCACUGCUCCCACUCCUGGAGGGCUCAACGGUGGACCUUCUUUCUCAGGUGGUCUGGCCCCUGGCCCAGGUAAAGGUAGAGGAGCCAAGCGUAAGCAGCAGCAGCAACAACAGGAGGGCGCCACAGCUGGAGCAGCUAAGAGAACACGCAGUGACCCUCUGUUCUCGGCCCAGCGUCUUCCUCCCCAUGGCUACCCUCUGGAGCACCCCUUCAACAAAGAUGGCUACCGCUACAUCCUAGCAGAGCCGGACCCCCACGCCCCCGACCCAGAGAAACUAGAGCUGGACUGCUGGGCUGGGAAACCCAUCCCCGGAGACCUCUACAGAGCCUGUCUCUACGAGAGAGUACUGCUAGCCCUGCACGACAGAGCCCCACAGCUGAAGAUCUCAGAUGACCGUCUGACAGUGACAGGGGAGAAGGGUUACUCCAUGGUCAGAGCCUCCCACGGUGUCAGGAAAGGAUCUUGGUACUUUGAGGUCUCCAUCGAUGAGAUGCCCCCGGACACCGCAGCCAGACUGGGCUGGUCUCAGCCUCUGGGUAACCUGCAAGCCCCCCUGGGCUAUGAUAAGUUCAGCUACUCAUGGCGUAGUAAGAAGGGGACACGGUUCCACCAGUCUGUAGGGAAACACUACUCCUCAGGCUACGGACAGGGAGACACGCUGGGCUUCUUCAUAGAACUACCAGACGGCACUGAGACAGCCAAGGCACUGCCGGACACUUACAAGGACAAGGCGCUGAUUAAGUUUAAGAGCUACCUGUACUUUGAGGAGAAGGACUAUGUGGACAAGGCAGAGAAGAGCCUGAAGACUGUUACCCCCAGCAGGAUGCUGUUCUAUAAGAAUGGGGUUAACCUGGGUCUGGCCUAUGAAAACCUGUUUGAGGGGCUCUACUUUCCUGCCAUCUCUCUCUACCGGGGCUGCACGGUUUCAGUUAACUUUGGACCACUUUUCAAACACCCUCCAAAAGACAUCAAGUACCAGCCAAUGAGUGAUAUGGGCUGGGGAGCAGUGAUCGAACAUACACUGGCUGACAUGUUGUAUCACGUAGAGACGGACGUGGACGGACGGCGUAGCCCUCCCUGGGAAGGAUAAACGCACACCUCCAGAGAUCAACACACACACAGAUGGCCAGUUGUGUUUGGAAAGGCAUGGAGGAGUCCAUUCCAUCAUUUAUAGGUGGGUUGAUGUCAACCUGAACAUGAACACUUUGCAGUCUCUCUGUGGUGUCCCUUAAACAUUGUCAUUGGUAACUUAAAUCAGCUGUACCCUUCUAUUGAACAAGAUGUGUGUGAUCUAAAAUGAGACUUGCUUGUCUGAACAACUCUUUUUGGUGUAUGAAGCACUUUAGGUGUUCCAGCACUAUAAAAUAAUGUAUGUAUGGACAAGUUUGGUGUAUGAAGCACUUUAGGUGUUCCAGCACUAUAACAUAAUGUAUGUAUGGACAAGUUUGAAAUUCAUUAUCCAUUUUUGUCAAACACCCCAGAUAUUCUUAGUUCCAGAUAUUAUUUCUUCAAGCAUAUGAACAUAUUCUGUUUCUGUUCAUUACCUGCCAGCUGGUCUCAAGCUAGGGUUCCAUACUAUUGGCCACAGAUCUUCAUGCAAAUAUGAUAAAAAUCUGACUGGUUGCGAAUUAGUCUGCGUGACGACGUAGUGCACAUAAAAAUAACUUUUGUGGUUAAAUUCCUAUGUACCGAAUAAAAAAACAAAAUCAAGUUAAAUGGGUUUUGCAUUUUCAACUCUACUGAUGGUUUUGUCACAGAACAAAUUGUGUUACGUAGUGAAUGUGCCCAUUCAAGUAUUUGCAUGUGCGGUCCAGUCAGCAGCUCGCACAUACAGUGUGGGUAUAGUCUAUAUGUGAGAUUAUUAUGAACAAAAGUGCAAGAUUAUUUUGAAUUUGUCAAAUGGCAUGCCUCAAUCUUCAUGUCACCAGAAUAAGACCCUCGAUAUGUAUUGGAAAGGAGCACCAAGCUUAUCACCUUCCACUUUCACCACGCUGUGAAGUUUACCAUCAUUUAUUUCAUUUGUAGCCUAAUAAACUUCAUUCUUUCCCUAGUCGUAGUGUGAGGACCACACACGUCAUCACGUGACUCUCAAAUUUACUUCGAUAUGAUGGUUAUUAUAUCAAUAUUUGCCCAUGAAAGCAUUUCCACCGCCAUUACUCGCAUAGUUCAGACACAAAAAAUAUCCCACCUUGUCUAAUGUGUUUUGUUUUGUCGAUAUUUGUAAAGUUUACCAGCAAAUUUGCUGUUUCCAUCAGGCCUGAUGUGACAUUUUUUACCCAGCGUACUUUACGAGCAUAAAAAGGUUGGAUAGAAACCUGGUUACAGAUGUGAAAUAUUAAGGUUUGGUCUUGUUUUAACAAUUUACUUUUGUUUUACUUUCAUGCUGGUUUUAAUAAAGUAAAGUUUUGGAAA